Messenger RNA from Pocillopora verrucosa, 516 nucleotides. Lineage: Eukaryota; Metazoa; Cnidaria; Anthozoa; Scleractinia; Pocilloporidae. The record is from RefSeq and is a predicted model, not a curated record.
AUGGCGUUGUCCAGCUCUUCGUCCGCAGAUAGCAACACUAUUCUCACCGAGAACGAUAUACCCGGUGCUUCCUUGAAUGGGAGAAAUCCUUCAUCCUUAAAGAAUGAAGAACUGAAGUUUUGGCUAAGGUGCCGCGGUGAUUCUCUUAAAGGACUCAAGACUAAAGCGUGCUUUGUCAAACGGGUCCAAGAAUAUAUCACGUCUGGUCGAGAUAUGAUGGUGGUCGAUCCGGAUAAAGAUAAGAUUUAUACGAAAAGAAAGACCAGGCUUUCAAAUCUGCCGGCCGAACGCUCCCCUGAAACUCCAGCCCCAAAGUAUCCAAGCGAUGGCUGGGGAAAAUCACUUGAAAGGAUGCCGCCGUUUUCGAGGGCCGAAAUGAACCAGCACAUUGAAAGUUCUGGGAAGAAAGUGGGUAAUGCUGACAAUCAUUCGAUUCCCACGAACUUGAGAAAAGCGAAGACAUUUUUAAAGGAUGAGUAUCUCAAAGAUAUAGAAGCAAACAGCGAUCAAAGGUGA